This is a messenger RNA of Branchiostoma belcheri (Belcher's lancelet), 1346 nucleotides long. Its product is annotated as zinc phosphodiesterase ELAC protein 1-like. Gene Ontology annotation, molecular function: 3'-tRNA processing endoribonuclease activity. Lineage: Eukaryota; Metazoa; Chordata; Leptocardii; Amphioxiformes; Branchiostomatidae. The transcript is spliced from 12 exons. The record is from RefSeq and is a predicted model, not a curated record. Gene Ontology annotation, cellular component: nucleus. The coding region runs from base 109 to 1287 and encodes 392 amino acids.
AUUGGUGUUAGUGUCGUCUGCAAUAUACGUAACAUGCAUCUAUAACUGAAGAAAUAUCUGUAUUUUGGGAUUGUUUUUUCUUUUAAAACUUUUUGUGUGCACUUUAAGAUGGAUCUGACGUUUCUUGGCACCGCGUCCUGCUACCCAAUGCCGAAUAGAGGCGUCUCCUGUGUCGUUUUUAAGUCAGACAGAGAAUGUUGGAUGUUUGACUGUGGGGAGGGGAGUCAGAUUCAGGUCAUGAAAAGCAGCAUCAAAGCAGCCAAAAUCAACAAGAUCUUCAUCACACAUCUUCACGGAGACCAUCUGUUUGGUUUACAAGGAUUCUUGUGCACCCUGAGUCUAAAUCUAGCAGAGCAGACAUCUCAAAAAACAUCUCAGCAGACAUGUCAGCAGACAUGUCAAGAGACAUCUCAGAAUCCGUCGAAGACGUCUGAGAAGGCGUCUCAGACUCCAUCUGUGGAGAUCUACGGACCGCUGGGCCUGAGGAGGUACUUAAGAACCUGCCUGGAACUCUCAAGGUCGCCCAUCAGCUUCUCCUACGUCGUGCACGAACUUGAACCUGUGGAGGACCAGCUACCUCAAGACUGGGAGGAGUGGCACCCAGAACAUACCAGCUCUGGACCAGUCCAUCCAGGAGAAGGGGAGGGCAGGAACAUCCGGAGGGACGAAACAGGAGCCUGGCAUUUAUUUGAAGACAGUAGGUUUGUAGUGAAAGCUGGAGCGAUCUACCACAGAAUCCCCUGCUUCGGUUACAUCAUACAGAAGAAGACUCUACCAGGCAAACUGGAUGCAGCAAAGCUGAAGGAGUUAGGAGUCCCUCCCGGUCCUCUCUACUCCAGAAUCAAACAGGGCGAGACAGUCACACUGGAAAACGGCCAGCUUUUUACUUUCAAGAUUGACCCCAAGGAUGUGGUAGGGCCAAGUCGACCGGGAAGAAAAGUUGUUAUCCUUGGUGACACCCAUGACCCCUCACCUCUGACCUCCCUGGCCCAGGGGGCAGAUGUCGUGGUGCACGAGGCGACCCUGGAGAACAGCCUGAGGUCAAAGGCCAUAGAGGUCGGACAUUCCACUCCUGAAAUGGCUGCUACAUUUGGGAAGACCAUAGGAGCCAAAACCCUCAUCCUAACCCACUUUAGUCAACGCUACAGACCACUGGGGGCAAUACUGGAGAAAGGAGAGGAGUCGGUGAGUAAACUACAGGAGGAGGCAGCCGCAGUGUUUGGGGCAGAUGGAGUCAUCACUGCACAGGAUCUACAGACUGUACACAUUCCACAGCCUACUUCUUAAUUAACCCUUGUCCUCCGAAGCACAUGUAAGAAACAGAGGCCAGCAGUAGAAACAGAAAG